AUGGUGUCCUCCCCGAUCCGUGAUUGCCCUGGCGGACGAGCCCUACCUCCCCUCUGGCGAGUACCCCCGAGCAGAGGAUGGAGGUUGAAGACAACUCGGCUACGGGGCACGGCCGGACGGGCCCGCGCGUAUGCGGCCGGUGGGCAGCAGCAGUCGCGGCUGCACGGUGUGAAGGUGGGCAUGGAUGGCACACCCUACCUCAGGAAGGUGGACAUCAAGACCAACUCUAGCUACGAGUGCCUCUCCAUGGCGCUCGAGAAGAUGUUAGCUGCUUCAUCACUUGUGAGUGGUGUUCAGGUCUAUGCCUCUGUUUGA
This is a messenger RNA of Miscanthus lutarioriparius, 315 nucleotides long. NCBI's taxonomy places the organism in Eukaryota, Viridiplantae, Streptophyta, Magnoliopsida, Poales, Poaceae. The record is from the annotation of a GenBank genome assembly.